UUUGGCAAGGACGUUGGUCUGGGUAUCAAGUCAGUGCGGACGUACACUCACCAGCUAUUCCUCUCGAGUUUACUCAAGAAGCUGAAUAUUACGCACACCGAUAUCAAGCCUCCUCGUACGUUUUUCUAUCCAUCCCCAUGCAUGCCAUGGCUUACGGAAUGGUUACGUAGGUCAACGAGCAGAGGACGGUGCUCAAGCUGUCCAGCUUGGGCAUCGCAUCUGAUGCGGCGGAGAAUGAUAUCACGCCUUACCUCGUCUCGUGAUUCUACUGUGCUCCCGAAACCAGUGAGUCUUGGCCUUCUCGUGUCCUCGUUUCUGCGUUUUGACUUGGACGUCUUACUUUAA
Coniophora puteana RWD-64-598 SS2 is the source of this 345-nucleotide messenger RNA. RefSeq lists its product as uncharacterized. NCBI's taxonomy places the organism in Eukaryota, Fungi, Basidiomycota, Agaricomycetes, Boletales, Coniophoraceae. The transcript has a single exon. The annotation marks the transcript as partial. The record is from RefSeq and is a predicted model, not a curated record.